GACUCCAUGAAGAAUCAAACUGCCAUAACAGAGUUUAUACUCCUGGGACUUUCGACUGAUCCACAAGUACAGAUCUUUCUCUUCUUUUUGUUUCUAAUUAUAUAUGGCAUCACAAUAUUAGGAAACAUUGUCAUCAUCUUGGUAAUCAGGGGUGAGGCUACCCUUCACACACCCAUGUUCUUUUUUCUCAAUCAUCUAGCCUUGGUUGACAUUUGCUGUUCAUCUGUCACGGUCCCAAAGAUGCUGGAAAACUUGAUAGGGAAGCAGAAAACCAUUUCUCGGAUGGGGUGCAUAGCACAGAUCUUCUUCUUUAUCCAUUUUGCUUGUGCUGAGGUCUAUCUACUUACAGCAAUGGCAUAUGACCGGUAUGUCGCUAUAUGUGACCCACUACAUUACUCAACAAUUAUGAAAAAGCAAAUGUGCAGACAGUUAGUGGGGGGAUCCUGGGUAAUGGGUGUGUUCGAUGCUCUGGUCAACACAUUGCCUUUAAUGGAUUUGAACUUUUGUGGACUAAAUAUAAUCAGUCACUACACCUGUGAACUUCCAGCAGUUUUGAGCUCAUCUUGCAGUGAAAAAUUCACCAAUUACGUGUUGCUACUUGCUGCUAGUUCUAUAUUUGGUUUAGCCCCUUUCCUUCUCACCCUUCUCUCUUAUAUUUAUAUCAUUGUAGCCAUCCUGAAGAUUCAGUCAGCAAAAGGCAGGAGUAAAGCAUUCUCCACUUGUAGCUCACACGUCAUUGUGGUUUGUUUGUUUUAUCUUUCAGCUUUUUUCCGAUACAUGAAGGCAAGUUCUAAAUCUCUUACAGACCUGGACAGAGUAGUCUCUAUCCAGUACCUUAUUUUAACUCCCAUGUUAAAUCCUCUUAUUUAUAGCCUAAAAAACAAAGAAAUCAAAACUAUUAUAUGGAAAAGGGUUGGAAGAUGUAGGUAA
Elgaria multicarinata webbii is the source of this 930-nucleotide messenger RNA. RefSeq names its product olfactory receptor 8S1-like. Gene Ontology annotation, biological process: G protein-coupled receptor signaling pathway. The transcript has a single exon. Gene Ontology annotation, molecular function: G protein-coupled receptor activity; odorant binding; olfactory receptor activity. Lineage: Eukaryota; Metazoa; Chordata; Lepidosauria; Squamata; Anguidae. Gene Ontology annotation, cellular component: membrane. The record is from RefSeq and is a predicted model, not a curated record. Bases 7 to 930 code for a protein of 307 amino acids.